Molecule: messenger RNA, 8150 nt
Organism: Anopheles arabiensis
Lineage: Eukaryota; Metazoa; Arthropoda; Insecta; Diptera; Culicidae
Gene: loco
Product: regulator of G-protein signaling loco
Exons: 7
Coding region: 817-7770 (2317 amino acids)
Biological process (GO): signal transduction
Molecular function (GO): GTPase activator activity; protein binding
Source: RefSeq, a predicted model, not a curated record
UGUAACGAAAUCUUCUGUUUUCGCUGGGACAAACCGUUGCCAAGCGGAUUUAGCGUACUGCAGGACAUUGUUAAAAGUGAGUUAAAUCGGUUGAAAUUGUGCAUUCCGUGCGGCAAACACCCGCAGUGUGUGAAAAUCCGUUGUUUUGUAAAGUGUAGCGCGGCAGCCAAUUUCGCGUUUCACAUCCGCCCGAACAAGAAGCGAGCUGGAAUUGCAGAGCAGGAGGAGGAAGAAAAAGAAGCGAACAAGAAGAUCGAUCGCGGAGGCUGCGCGCUGGCUUCAUAAUUGACAGCUUUCUACGAUCAGCGAUCAGCUCCACAGGAGGGAAAGGCAAAAAAAAAACCCAUCCGAUCGCGAGUGGUUGGGCAGUGGAAAACUUUCUAAGCCAAACGAGCCCUACAGUGGCAAAGUUGAUCCGCGGAUUUGGGGGGCAAAUCGGUGCAUAUCCGCUGCGAGCGUUCCCCGUACGCAGCAUCAUCGUCCGCGGCAAAGGAAUUUGCGCUCGGGUCACGACGCUGUUGUUCUCGGUUAAAUGGCAUCAUCGCCCAGUGGUGAAGGAAUGCGGACAGCAUUAAACAAAUAAUACGAGCAAUAUCAAGAGCGCAAGAGAUGGUACCGUUCGCAGCAAGCAGGAAGUGUUGUGUACAAAUAGCGGAUUGGAAUGUGAGUGGCUGCUUUGCAUGUUGCAGCAGCAUCGAGGAAGAUUGAAUUCGGACAGUGAACGAUGCUACAGUAGCACCGUACAAGAAUACAAGACAUUUUUUGGACGCUUAAGAGAAGGUUGUGCAGAAGUUUUUAGCCCUAUCUAUCCCCAGCAUGCAUGCAGGAGGAGUGGGCGGAGGUGGUAGUGGUGGUGGAGGCGGUGGUGGCGGUGGCGGUGCAGCACAUCGCCGACGCAAGAAACGAUCCAACUAUGGUAACCGUACGGUGGAAGUGAACCGUGGCUCGAAUGGGUUCGGGUUCACCAUAUCCGGCCAGCAGCCCUGCAUCCUGUCCUGCAUCGUGGCGGGAUCGCCGGCCGAUCUGGCCGGACUGCGCGCCGGCGACUUUCUCAUCUCGGUCAACGGGCUGAACGUAUCGAAGCUGCCGCACGAAUCGGUGGUGCAGCUGAUCGGUACCACGCACGGCACGAUACGCAUGGCCAUCGCGGAGAACUACUACUCGGACAGCUCGGACGAGGACAUCCUGUUUCACGGUGCGCAGCAGCAACGCACCCGCCCCAAGUACCCGCACAAGACCAAGUUCUCGCGCGCCAACACACAGGGCUGCAGCUCCGGCGGUGGUGCGCCGGACCGGAUGGUUGCAACGGGCUCUAGCAGCCCGAUCAAACCGUUACUGUUGGGCGGACCGGAAAAUGGACCGGAAGAGUGCGUGGUAAACGAUACCACACCGCCGGGAGCAACCACCGCGUACAACGUGAUCCACAGCCCGAAUGCCAGCAAUAGCUGUGAUAUUUCCAACGUCAGUGCAAUGGUACGCUCGGUACAGCUGGGAGGGGCGGUCGGCGACGAAGCGGCGCUGGUGCGCCCGUCCGGCUCGGGCCAGGGCCCCGGGCAGGAGGGUUCGCUCGAGUACCAGGCGAUCGUGGGCUAUCUGGGCACGAUCGAGAUGCCGAAGCAGAUUGCCACCAGCUCGAAGCUGCAGACGGUGCGCAGCUGCAUCCGCAAGAUGCGGCAGGAGAAGCGCAACCCAACGACGGUGCUGAUGACGAUACUGCCCUCCUGCCUGAAUCUGACCAACACGAGCAACAAUCUGAUCGCGAAGUACGCCUCGGCCCGGCUCAGCUACGUUAGCAGCAGCAGCGAGAGCGACAACCGCUACUUUGGCCUGGUAACGUCGGCGAUCUACGCGGACGGGCUGAUGUGCGACAGUGCGGAUGUGCUGAGCCACCCGCGCAAGGACGUGGUCAUCUCGAACAGUUGCCACGUGUUUGUGAUCGAUGGGAAGCUGGUCGAGCACGAGGUGCACCUGGAGAAGGCGGCCCUGUUUCGCAUCGUCUGCACGAAGGAUCCGAUCACGAACCUGUGCCUCGAGUUUCCCUCCAACUCGGAGUACGUGGUCAAUCUGAUACGCAGCAUGUACAGCUUAAAGUCGCCGCUCAAAGCGGACGGAGGGCCGGGCGGGUACGGCAAGCCGCCCGUCGCUCGGAGCUUGAAUCUGGACGCUGCCGGUGCCGCCCGUGGCUUCCCGCGCAAUCGAUCGGACCCGCGGCUUAACCCACGCGGGGCGGGGAUGGAUAUGGAUGCGCAUGACAUGCUGGCGGCGAACUCGCCGCAACCGAGCAACCACAGCGAAAUCACCACCACGUCGAGCAAUUCCGACUCGGGCAUUGGGUUUCACAACGACUGCCGCAACAUCUCGGACCGCAUACUGCUGGUCGACUUUCCCGGUAUGCUCGGGCCGGCCCAGCAGCGACUGCUACAGCAGCAGCAGAUAGCGAACGUGCGAGCACACUGCCGGAAAUCGCAUCCCUUUUUGCGCCCGGUCGGUAUUAUUAACGAGAUUCCGCCGAAGAUGGAUCCGAUACGCAACAUCCGGAGUAUGGGUGGCGCGGGAUGCUCUGCGGACGGUGCGGGUCCUUCUGGGCGGAGUGGGCUGCAAAUUUCGCACGGCAAAUCAAAAUCGGCCGACUACAGCUUCCCAUCGACGUCGUCCGGAAUGUCACCGUUCGUGGAUCGGCUGACGGUGCGUGCCAGGCCCGAUCCGAAACCGUUCUCCCCGGAUCGAUCACCUACAAAGGAGAAUGCUUUGAACUGUAUGCAAGACGCGGAGCCGUCCGAGCUGAUGGAGCAGGAGGAGGCGCAGGAUCGGUGGACGUGCGGCGGUCGCACGCUAGACGAGCAGGGCAAUGUGGUCGAAGAACGUGCCAUCGAUGUGCCGCCGAUGCAGGAGCUGUUUCUCGAUCUGGAACGGUACAACAAUGACAACGUGAAGAACAGCCUGCUGGCCGCCCGGUCCUGUGACGAUAUGAUCCUGUCGCUCGGGAAGAAACCGACCGACGGUGACGAAGACAUCAACGAACGGAUGCUGCUCGAUGCGGAAGCGUACGAGCGGUUGAAGGUGAAACUCUCGAUCGACGAUUUGACGCUCAUCUCUUCCGGAUGCACGGGACCGGCGGGAGCCGCUAGCGAUGAGGUCGGUCGGUCUGCCGGCAACAGCAACCACUCCAACCAGCACGUGUUCCUGCAGCCCCUGAAGCCGGUGAAACGGUCCAAGAAAGCGUGCACAACGCACACGGCGAAGGCGGGCAACGGGAAGCUGGCCGCCAUACACGGCAUGGCACCGACGGCCGACGAGAACGCAUCGGUACACGGUCGCCGCGGGGGCGAUAAGAUGACGGCGUACAAACUGAGCCCGAAAGUGUUUGGGCUGCCGCGUCCCAUAUCGGUUAGCUUCGAAAACAUUUCCACCCUUUCCUCCUCCGGGGUUGGUGGUGCUGAUGGUGGUGCACGCGAUAGUGGUGCCGGUGACGGCGGCGGUGGCGAUAAGCGACUGAGCGUUGGCGGUGGUGAGAUGUAUUACGACGGCGAGGACAGUGUACGGCAUGGUGCGAACAAAAACGUCCUCCAUGGCAAUGGGACGCCCGGUAGAAAAAGCCGGGCUACGAAACGGCUGAGCGGUGGGUUUUCCGCCAUCUGGGGCAGCCUGCAGGAGCUGCGAAGUGGAAGCUUCGGCGGAGCCAAGGGCGAGGAUCGAUCGAAGCCGGUCGAGCAUGGUAAAAAUGUGGCGUCGGACGUGUGCUACGGCGAGGGUGAGCUGGUGGCGGAUGCGGCCAAAAAGAAGGAACGUGAACGGCGGCUUAGCGGUAUGAAGAUUCUGGAGGCGACGUACAGCGAGCCGGAUCUGCGGUAUGAUGAGGUGAGUGCUCCCAAUCUGCUCGAGGGUGUUGUUCACGAUGAGGACGACGUCACGGAAAGUAGUCAAGGUAAAACAAUUAAUCACAGCGCAUCGCCAUUCCGGCGCUGGGGCCAGUCGUCUUUGCGAUCCCGCUCGACCGAACACCGCACCCCGACGAAUGGAUCGGCCCGGCGGCCGUCCUCGCUGGCCGCCUCCGAGAGCGACGUGUACACCAAGUCGAUCGACGAUGACUACAGCUCGACCAAGAGCGGCUAUAAUCCGUACACGGGCGGUGGCAGUGCGGGAGGCGGAGUGGAUACGCUUUCCACGGAAUCGGCAACGAUCGCAGCCGGGCCGAUGGGAGCGGCUGGAACCGGUGGUAACGGCGGCACGACAACCGGACCGACCGGUGUCGCAUCGUGGGGAACGUCCUUCGAAAAGCUGCUGGAAGAUGCGGCCGGACUGCACACAUUCUCGGAAUUUCUCAAGAAGGAGUUCUCCGCCGAAAACAUCUACUUCUGGACGGCGUGCGAACGCUACCGGCAGCUGACGGAGCGGGAGGAGCGGGCGCGCGAAGCGCAGGCCAUCUUUGCCCGCCAUCUGGAGUCGGGCUGCAGCGAACCGGUCAACGUGGACUCGAUCGCGCGCAACAUUGCGCUGGAGAAUCUGCCCCAGGCCGAACCGACCCUGUUUGCGGCGGCCCAGAAGCAGAUCUUCAAUCUGAUGAAGUUUGACAGCUACCAGCGCUUCAUCAAGUCGGACCUGUACCGCGUGUGCCAGGAGGCGGAAGGGAAGGGCCAGGGGUUGCCGUAUCCGGGCGAACAGCUCGAUCCGAUGCUACGGACCAGCGCCACGAUGCUGACGGCGAGCGGUACCGGCACCGCGGCGAGCAUUACGAAGCUAAAGAAGUCGCUAAGCAAUGCGGAAGAUCGACGACGCAAAUCGCUGCUGCCGUGGCAUCGCAAGACGCGCUGCAAAUCGAAGGACCGCGGGGACUCGGACACGUCCAAGAAGGAUAGCAAGGAAAAGGGUGGCGGUUCGGGAGGUGGUGGUGGUGGUGAGAAAGCUUCCGGCACGACCACAACCGGGGGCGGAAGUAGCAGCAACACGUUGAAGUUGCUUUCCACCAAUUCUACCAGCGACAUACACAGUUCUCGAAGUUCCUUAGCAAGUUUUGAUGCGGCGAUCGGUGGCAAAUCGUGCGAUCCGGACGACUCACGCAACACGCUCUGUCGGGUGAUCCUUUCGAACGGUGCGACCACCGUCGUGCAGACGCGAUCGAACGAAACGAUCAAGGAGCUGGUGGAGCGGCUGCUGGAAAAGCGCGGCAUCGUGUACAACGCGUACGAGGCGUUCCUGGCCGGCAGCACGAAACCGCUCGACCUGGACGGCCCGUCGGUGAGCUUGGCCGGCAAGGAGGUGAACAUCGAUCAGCGCGUCGUGUUCAAGCUGAACCUGCCGAACCGGAAGAUGAUAUCGGUCAAGAGCAAGGCGGCGAAACCGCUCGCGGACGUGCUGCGGCCGAUCCUGCACAAGUACAACUACGAGCUGGACGAGAUGAAGGUGGUCGUGCACUCGACGGUCGACGUGUGUCUCGACAUGACGCAACCCGUGACCACGGUCGAUGGAUUGUGUCUGUACAUACGCAGCGCGAACGAAACGCCAAACGUGCAUCCUGAGCUGGGUCGUCCGCUGGCAGGGGCGCGACCAGUAAUCAACACCGCCACCCAUCAGCAGAUCGUGCAUCACUUCCAGCAGCAACAGCAGCAGCAGCUGCUGCAGCUACAAAACGGUCCGCAAGCGAGUGCCGCCGGUCAGCAGCAGCAUACGUUUGCCGUUCCGUCUGCUCUUCCUCCGUCGUACGCGGUGGCAACGAACAGCAAGAGUCAGCAAUUACUCGGAAACGGCACAGCUGCUUCCGCCACGUGCAAUAAUAACACUGUAAACCAAACGCAAUCCCGUGCCAAGGAGCAGUCGGAGCAGCAGUCGAAGGACGAUCAGCACCAGCAGCAGCAGGCAGGCGUCGGGGCCGGCACUCGGGGUCAGCAGGAGCUUAACUCACUGGACGAAAUAACGAACAAGGUGUUCGACGAGUUGAGGAAUGGCAAAACGGCCUUCGGUGGUGUUGUGACGGCAGUUGGAAAGGGGCCCGGCACCGUGGAUGUAGAUUGCGCGUCCGAUACUUCAUCGACGCGGCGCGAUCGAUUCCGUAGGCGCGGCUCCAACGCAGCACCGUCGGAGAGUGGCCGCGGGGCGAAAAGUAAAAAAUGCUCCACCGGCGGCUCGGAGGACGGUGGAGAGAGUGUGAACAAUCUCGGCAUCAAGAAGCCAAUCAUCGCGAAACUGAAGGCGGGUGUCAAGCUGCAGAUACCGACACGCUCCCAGAACGAUGAGCUGCUGGAGGGUCUGAAGCGAGCCCAACGGAGCCGGUUGGAAGAUCAGCGGGGCACGGAAAUCAAUUUCGAGCUGCCCGACUUUCUGAAGGACAAGGAAAACUUUUCCACUAGCUCCGCUGCGGUUAGUAGUAGUGCGGGAUCGAUUGGCGCCUCGGCAGUACCCUCGUCGGCGGCAGGCCCUUCCAAGCUGACGCGCAGUAAGCCGGCCCGCCGCUCGGAGGCUACCACCCCGACGGCGGAGUUUGUGGGCGGUUCGUUGCAGCAAAUCAACAAGCCCCAGCCAGCGCCACGGUUAUCGAUCACCGGGCAGCAGGGUCGCCAGAACCUGUCCGGGCCGGGAUCGCCCGUCCAUGCGGCCGUCAGCGAUAGCCAUCUGAAUCUGUCCACCCAGUGCAAUGCUUCGCCCCUGCCGCAGGACGAUCCAUUCCACGUGCACGGGGGCGGCAGUGGCACUAAUGGCGGUUCGCAGUCCGAAACUAGCUAUGCCGACACUACCCUAGUCUUCACCCAUGCCCGACCUUACAAUGGUCAAGCGCUGGUGACCGCCACACCCCGCACCAUCCCAUCUAGUUCCGCAUCGCAGCAUUAUUCCGGCGAUCAUUCUAGCGAUUCCAGCAGCACGGCCGACGGUCCCGACCUGCCCAACCUCGCGUGCUGCGAGCAUCAUCCGCACGAAAUGUCGCCCGACAGUUCCUCGCCACCGACACAUGCCAAUCAUUUGCAUCCACUGCACUACCACCCGGCCGGCGCUGGAGCGUCCGGUGCGAAUGGUGCGGCUGGCGCAACACCUAACGGCAACACGUCCACCAACAAUCCCUACCCGCUAGCGGUACACUAUCCGUCCCAUCAUCAUCACCAUCCGCACCUGCAUCCGCAUCAUCAUCCCCAUGGGCAGCACUACCAUCAUCAUCAUCACCAUCAUACUCAUAAUGGCGGUGGGGGCUACCAGACGGCGACGUCGCAACCGGUAGCGAAUGGAAGUAACGCUACCGCCGCCCCAGGUCAGGACGGGCAGCCGAAUGCGAUCAGUGGUGGUGCGCCCGAUAGUCAGAAGGGACCACCGCCGUUACCACCGAAGCCGAAAAUUCUACCCAUUAAACCCUCCAACUGGGGCCACCCGGUGGCUGCCUCGUAUGCACCGGGACCGCCUGGCAGUGCUGGUGCGCCUGGUGGUGGUGCUAGUGAGCUGCUCGGUGGUCUCUCCACUACUACACUCAGCACCAAUGGGAGUAUGGGAAGUAGUGUUAAUGGCACGGGUGCAACCGUUGGCGGUCUUAGUCCCUCCAGCAGCACGGUUAGCAGUCAUCAUCCUAGUAGCAAUAGUAACGGUGUAGGUGUGGGAACUGUCGUGGGGAGUAAUGGUAUUGUAAGUCCAACCACGCACAAUGAUUUAUCGCGCGGAGGCCGCGAAGGGAAUCGACAGCAGCGAGCCAGCAGUGGCAACGAUGGUGGCAGCAGUAAUGCAUCGGCGAUCAGUGUUGCCGUUGCGCAAGCACGCAAUGUAUAUUUCGAUCAAGGGAAUAGCAGCUUUGUGUAGCAGUAAUCGGUUAUAGUCAAAAUGCGGUUCCAACGAUUCGGACGUCCAGAGGCGGAGUAGGAUUCUUCAAAUUUGGCUCUUCAUAAAACAAAAGUGUAAAAGAUCGUUUUUAUAUAGCUCGGGGGGAUAAAAAUUAAUUUAUUCCAAAUUUCAACUUGCUUAAACAUUGUUAGCACAAUUCAACGGGGCGAUUGGAUUGGGAAUCGGCGUGAUAAUACUAUGUGUGGUUUGUGAUGUUAAAAGUUUCGCCACGAAGAUAUUGAUUCCUUUGUAAAUAGUCAACACUGGACAUCGCCUAUCGGGCGGGAAGAUUAUAGCAUAGUGAGGAUAAUGUAAUGAAAGCUUUGAAUAAAUAUAAAUUAUUUAAUUUUCUAUUUUAA